GAAGGAGAAGAACGUUACUUCGACUGCUGUAAAUAUAGAAUUUCGUAAUUUUUUCGGAGUUUUAUAGGUUCAUAUGCGGAGGGAAAAUACAUGAAAAAGGCAAAGAAAUUUGGAAUUUUUGUCGCAGAUUUUUUGUCUUUCGUAAAGCAAGGACUCCCCUUAAAACGAGACAUUUUCGUCCGUCUUUUCGUACCAAAUAAUAAAAAUUUUCGGUCCUCCGAUCGAUUUCUCUUUCAUUUCGAUUCGAGAUGAAAAUCGCCAAAAUGAGAGAGAUCGAAAAGAUCGAAAAGGCUUCGAGAACGAAGCAGAAUCGUUCGUUGCUCUUGGGCGGAUCACAAUUUCUGCGUCUUUUCAUAAAAACGUCGGAUCAUCCGUCGAAUCCCAUGAAUCGAGGGGUGACUUGAGGGAGUAAAUCUCGCUGAAACUGCAGCGAAAAAGUGUAUUUAAUGUUGAGACGCGGGCGAGGAGAGUUUGCGAGGAAAAAGUAGGGCUCGAGGUUUUCGUGGUCCAUUCGGUGUUGCGGGAAGGCGCGGUGAGAGAAGCGCGAGUGAACGCAAGAGGAAAGAGUUUUUAGGCCUUUCAGAGUGCGAGCGCGCCUGGUCCAAGAAGGAAAAACGAGAGGGAUGCGACCGUAUGCGACGGAAAAAAGUAGGGCCAUCGCCUGGGAAUACCCUUAAAAGCUUUUCCCACUCGACCCGGCAAGGAAAGCUCGCGAAGAGAAAGGGGGAGGGCCGAGUAGGAAGAAAAAGAGUGAAAAAUCGUAGUUGGAGAGAAACGCACUGUUCGUGCAUAUUCGUACGAUGUCGAUCCUUCAAACGGGACGAAACUUUGCUUUUGUCCCGGCACAUUGCUCCACAGCCGAGAGCGUGCCCGGGAUAUAUUGCAGUUUCGUUAUCGUACGAGAGACACACUUUUCACGACCGAGCAAUACCGAAGAGUGCGUUUUUAUAGCCGAUAAAUCGAUCAUCGAUUUUUCCCUCUUCCUCCCGUCUUUCCUCUUUCUCCUCGCUUGUCCUCCGGACUGAGUGACCUACUCCAAAAUGUCCUACAUAUCGUUCGAUCCGCGGUUGAGCAUCAAUUGUGAGCCCCUUUUUCCGAAAGUAUAACGCCAAGAUCGUUCGAAAAAUGGGACCAAUAUUCCUCUCAUGCGAUUCAUCAUUUCUUAAUUGUCCGCAAAGAACAGUACACGUUUCGUGAGGACACUCGAUGCCAUUAUUUCGCAGAGCAGAGGCGUCGAAUUUAGGCUUUUUCCGCAUGUCGAAGAAGGAGGAAGGAAUCGCUUCCGCAAAACUCGGAAAAACAAAAAUCUAGCGUAACGAGGAGGCAGAAAAACUUAAUAAUUUUUGGAAAAUGUAUCGAAGGUCCUGUCGGUGCAGUCCCCGAACGAAGCGUGCUGAGAGGAGAUGAACCGAGUGGGCUCGUGUCGUCCGAUUUCGAGAAAAUCGAGAGUUUCGGAAGCGAGUGAAAGUGGAUCAUAAUCGGAGGAAUAAUCCUGGAGCAGCAAAGCGCAGCAAAUUCGCAAGAGAAAACCGUCAGCUUGUGCCGCCCGCACAGAGGAGAGUCGGCGAAGAGAGGGUAAGAGGAGCCAAGCGACGCUGCGGAUCAUCAAAGCUCAGAGAGAUCGAGCUCCGUAACGAGCCAUUACACGGAAGAGAGGAAGAGAGAAAAAGAGAGACCAAGAGCGAGACAGAGGCGCUUGCAGAAGCUGGAUCGACGUGGCGUUCGGGCUCUCUGAUAAAACGCAACAAGCAGCCAUAAUCCGACGAGGGUGUAACGAGAGAGUAACGAGAUAUCAACACGAUGCGCCGUUCCAUCGCGAUAUACAGUAAUCUGCAUUGAAAUAGAGCUCGAUCUCUGGCCAAUCGUCUCAUAAACUUAGCCACGUAGCUCAUCGUCGUUCUGGCGGUCUCGAAAGAGAGGGAAAGAGAGACGCAAAGUACGGAGGGCUCAUAACAACGAGAGGCGUUAGGGUUACUCGGAGAGCAUCCACAAACCGGCACCGGCACCGUCGACGACACUUCCGGUCGGCCGGAAGCGAGGUCCAUGUGAACGGGCUGGCUUACGGCCCCCACCGGACCACUCAACCCCUCGACCCACCCCCCGCGCCACUUUUACGCAACGAAGCAACAUGGAAGCUGCUUCGGAAUUGUCACCGCUCUCGGGUGCAGACUCGCAGGUUCGAGUUUCCGAGAGAACGUCGUACUACCCACAGGAGCCAUCGAAGAGGCCCCAGACGAAGGGACAGAAGGUGCAAUCGUUCCUGAAACACAAUGCUCUCACGAUACUGACAGUUUCCGGUGUUGCGGGCGGCGUUGUUUUAGGCCUGAUAUUGAGACACGUGAGGGAAGAGCCAUGGACGAAACGCGAAAUAAUGUACGUCAAUUACGUCGGCGAACUCUUUCUAAGGAUGCUGAAGAGCUUGAUACUGCCUCUCAUCGUCGCCAGCCUCAUUUCAGCUAUUGGAUCCCUCGAUCUUUCGUUAAGUAGUAAAAUCGGAGCACGAGCCAUCACUUACUACAUGGUUACAACCGUCAGUGCUGUAAUACUCGGUAUCAUUCUGGUAGUCGUCAUACACCCUGGCAGAGGUGACAGCACUGGUAUGAAAGAGCAGGGAAACGCGAGAAAUGUAUCGACGACCGACACUCUCAUGGAUCUCGUGAGAAAUAUGUUUCCUCCGAAUUUGGUGCAGGCCUGUAUUUCCCAGUACCGCACCGUACUUACCAAACAGAAAAACAACACUUCAGACGACAUCUUGACGUGGGAGAUCAGCGGCGAGGAUACCUCGGGAUUGAACAUUCUCGGUUUAGUUGUAUUCGCGACUGUACUCGGUAUAACCCUCGGAAAAAUGGGACCAAGCGGAAAGCCCUUGUUGAGCUUUUUCGAGGCACUGUCUUCCGCUAUGAUGAUCAUUACCAACUGGGUCAUUUGGUUGUCACCAGUGGGUGUUCUUUUUCUGGUAGCUUCAAAAAUAAUGGAAAUGGAGUCAUUCGACGUGAUACUGGGUCAACUGGGCAUGUACUUCAUGACCGUAUUGAUCGGAUUGUUUAUUCACGGUUUCAUCGUGUUGCCGACGAUAUUUUUCUUGUUUACGAAGAAGAAUCCAAUCGUUUACAUAUCGAAUAUGGCGCAAGCGAUCGCAACGGCGUUCGGCACGUCCUCGAGUUCCGCGACACUUCCGGUCGCGAUUGGUUGUCUCGAAGAGCGCAACGGGAUCGACUCGAGGGUUUCGCGAUUCGUGAUGCCCAUCGGCGCCACCAUAAACAUGGACGGGACAGCUCUGUACGAAGCUGUCGCCGCAAUUUUCAUCGCUCAAGUGCGCAAUUUUCCUCUCAGCUUCGGUCAACUCGCCGCGGUCAGCAUCACUGCGACAGCAGCGAGCAUCGGAGCUGCCGGAAUUCCGCAAGCUGGACUCGUCACGAUGGUCAUGGUUCUUGACACCGUCGGACUCCCAGCCAAGGACGUCACUCUCAUCGUCGCCGUUGAUUGGCUACUUGAUCGUUUCAGAACGUCGGUUAACGUGGUCGGGGACUCUCUCGGUGCUGGUAUCGUGAAUCAUUUGAGCAGACACGAAUUGGCAUCGCUGCCGCACAAUGCACAGUCGCAGAACGGUGCUGAUCAUCACACGACUUCGAUAUGAGUCAAAUGAAAUGCGACGAAAAAAACGACAAUAAAUAACACUGUCCGAGCAUAGAAAAUUUCGGCUCAUCGCGCCCGAAUAACGGUGCGUAUUAACGCAUGUAGAAUUAUUCAUUCGAUCUUUGAUUAAACGACGAAAACAAAAAAAAAUGCGAAUAAUAGAGAGAAAAAAGCUAAUAUUGAAUUGUGCGAAAUACGAAUAUAAGAGAGCGAGUGUAAUUCUCGAGAUUUUCGAAUCAAACACCGAAAAUCCUUAAAUUCACUAAUUAUCGAUAUUUCUUUCGAGAACCAACUGUACAAGCCGAAUUUUCGGUUCGAAUCACCGAUUAAGUGUUCUAGAUGCCUCCGUGUUUCAUAUCCUCUUGCUUUAAAAUCUCGUCGCUUCGUUACAAUAACUCAUUAUCUACUGAAAAUCAGUAGUUUUAUUAUAUAAUAUUUAUUAUUAAUUACGUAAACUGAAAAAGAGGUUUUCUCGACCUGGCGCCACGGAAUUUCACCUCAAACUUCUCCUCACUUGAUCCACCGUUGUCAUUUUGAUCGCCUGAAAACUUUGUCAAUAUAUUUAAUUUUUCCAUUAUCAAGAACGAGAAGGAAUAUUUUCGAAUAUAAAAUUGGAAAUUGUUUUUCGAAAAAACGGGCAUUUUUCUGUCACGUUAGAAAAGAAAAUCCUCGAAACUCGAAAAAAAAAAAAAAAAAAAUCCUUAGCUGCAGUUGCAACGGGGGAUAAAAAGUGUUGAGCCGAAUGAAAAAAAUGUGUGAAAUUGAGUGAAUUUUGGCGAAAAAAAACCUCGCGUUUUUGGGGGUCCGAGACCGUCAGUAAUUCGAGCUCGUGCCAAAAAAUGGGAUUCCUGUUUGCAUCACCGUGAUGAAAAAUCCCAGUGAAAAUUCCCUUGUUAUCGGUCGAGAGGGCUCUCUUCGUCGUCGGAGGAAUGAAAUUUGAUGAAUUAAAUCAUAUUGUUAAAUCGGCUGGUCCAGAAAGCGAGCGAAAAACCUGAAAGAAGAAAAACGAGUUUUAAGUUUCGUGACGCGAAUGAGCGAGUUCUCUUCGAGGUGAAAGAGUGUUUUGGGUCCACGCACGGACCAAUGAAACGAUAAUAAAUAUCAGAAAAUCUAGUAAAUUUUGAGAUGAAAAAACGAUCAUAAUCAUUCGAAUUUUCGUAGGCCAGAAAUACGACACGAAAUAUGAAAAAAGAAAUAUUUGUGAAACGAAACGUUGUGCGCAAGCAUAAUAUGCAACAACGAUAAAAAACGAGAAACUGAUGCUAUCAAAGCAUUCCAAUGGACAUUCUCAAGCAUACUCGACACUUAAACGUUCGAUAUUUUUGUCGUUAUUUCAUUUAAAAUUCCCUUCAGUUCGAUCAAACUUGUACGAAGAGUGGAAUAUAAAUUUAUUUUAAAAAUUGAAUAAUUUACGUGUUACGUGAUUUUCGGUGCCAUAGAAUAGAGCAGAUAGACUAAAAUAAUACGAAAUUUCCGAAGAAAAUUGGACUCUAGUGAAUUCGAUUGCAUAUAUUUAUUUCUAGAGUCGUUACCGUUGCGCAUAAAAUAACGUGAAAAUAUAAUGAAGUAUAGUCCAAAAGUGAAAGGUAUCGAAGAAGAUACGUUGGCGAUAUAUUGAGACAAAAAAGCAACAAUAAUAUAUCGAUAAUAAUUUACGAAUAAUUGAUAAAUAAUGAAUUAGCACCGAUCUACGAGAGACUUUCAUCGUUGAAUGAUUUCAUAUAAUUUGUCGUUCGGUUAUUUAGGAAGACGAGAAUCUAUAGAGAAAAAAAAUAAUCGCUGUAAUUAUUUGGAGUUACGAAAUUCUAGGGGCUAGAAAAAACGUUGAUUCAAUCCGCAGAGCUAAAUUCCAAUUUCUUCGGCCCCGCCAUUGAACGGUCGAUUAGCCGAGAUAGUUAAGGACUAAAUGUAAAUUAAUGAAUGUAUUAUGUCAGGCACAACGAUACACGUGAGAAAGAUAAACGCCGAAGAAGCUUCAGCCAAAAACAUCUUGUGUACGAUCGCUGUAUGCGUCUUGCCGUAAGAAAAUAAAGAUUGUUUGAAACACGA
Messenger RNA from Venturia canescens, 5685 nucleotides. RefSeq names its product excitatory amino acid transporter 1-like. Lineage: Eukaryota; Metazoa; Arthropoda; Insecta; Hymenoptera; Ichneumonidae. Gene Ontology annotation, biological process: L-glutamate transmembrane transport. Gene Ontology annotation, cellular component: plasma membrane. The record is from RefSeq and is a predicted model, not a curated record. Gene Ontology annotation, molecular function: neutral L-amino acid transmembrane transporter activity; glutamate:sodium symporter activity; L-glutamate transmembrane transporter activity. The coding region runs from base 2129 to 3637 and encodes 502 amino acids. The transcript is spliced from 8 exons.